AUGAUAAAUGCGACCACCUCUAACGAUGAAAUUGAAGAUCCUUAUAUGAAAAAAAUUAAUAUUCGUUCAAGUGAAGUUAAAGAGUUUGUUAAGAAAGAUUUUGUUGAUUUAUUAUCGCCAGAAACCCUGAAUUUUUUUUCAAGGUUUUCUAUUUCUACAGAAUUUUUCAAUGUUGAUCCUGAUACAUGGGAAACGAGAGAAGAUUAUCAAAAAGGACUUAAAAUUGUUAAGAAUCUUAUGGUAGUAAACGACGUAGCUGAAUGA
This is a messenger RNA of Macrosiphum euphorbiae (potato aphid), 264 nucleotides long. The record is from the annotation of a GenBank genome assembly. Lineage: Eukaryota; Metazoa; Arthropoda; Insecta; Hemiptera; Aphididae.